AUGAAUUGGAAGAAUUCUUCGAAGCUGGUCGGGAACAUUUCGGCAAACGAUUUGAUGCUUCUCGAUUCGAUUUACGUAAAACGAAAUAACGAUUGGAAAACGACCGAGAAGAACGUUGGACGCGAAGACAAAAUUGGACGUUGCCAAGAUGGCGAGAGAUCUGUCUGUCACUCGGCAGCCAUUGGAGGAGCUGAGAAUGUGAAUGCGAACGAGAAAUCCGAUGCCUUUGUGCCAAAGAUUCUCCCUCAUGUCCCUAUCUGUGACAUUUUCUGUUCUCCAGUCCCUAUCGGCUCUGCUCAAUGUUGCCGUCUGAACGGUCGCACCGGUGGUGGAGCAUGCCAAGGAGUUCAGAAUAACAAGACGAUGCGCGGCUGGCUUGAUCCAAAAUCGGCCGGACGGCCUAAUGGAGACGCCACGUCUCCACCAUGGGAACGU
Molecule: messenger RNA, 435 nt
Organism: Mesorhabditis belari
Lineage: Eukaryota; Metazoa; Nematoda; Chromadorea; Rhabditida; Rhabditidae
Source: the annotation of a GenBank genome assembly